Thamnophis elegans (Western terrestrial garter snake) is the source of this 3007-nucleotide messenger RNA. It is a transcript of the gene RPS6KA4, whose product is annotated as ribosomal protein S6 kinase A4. NCBI's taxonomy places the organism in Eukaryota, Metazoa, Chordata, Lepidosauria, Squamata, Natricidae. The record is from RefSeq and is a predicted model, not a curated record. Gene Ontology annotation, molecular function: ATP binding; protein serine/threonine kinase activity; magnesium ion binding. Gene Ontology annotation, biological process: regulation of DNA-templated transcription; intracellular signal transduction; protein phosphorylation.
CUCUCGCGCAUUCCUGCCUCUUGACUCAGGCCUGGAGAAGGAGAAAGAGAAGGCGGCGGCGGCGGCGGCGAGCGCUCGCUGGCUGCACCAGGAAGCCCUGUGCGCGGCCCGCAGCAUGUAAGGCGAGCGGAGGCAGCGCUAGACAGGCGAGGGAAGGAAGAAGGAGGAGGAGGAGGAGGAGGAGGAAGAGGAGGGAGACGGCACGGCCAUGGAGGACGGCACCGAGGAGGAGACGGUGGAGCUGCCCCUGACCAACGCAAAUUUAACCGGGCACGAUGAGGAGAAAGUGGGGAUGGAAAAUUUCGAACUGCUCAAAGUUUUGGGAACCGGAGCCUACGGGAAGGUGUUCCUGGUCCGUAAACUAACCGGGCACGACACCAGCAAGCUUUACGCCAUGAAGGUGCUCCGCAAAGCGGCCAUCGUCGCCAAAGCCAAGACGACCGAGCACACGCGGACCGAGCGGACUGUCCUGGAGCACGUCCGCCAGUCGCCUUUCCUCGUGACGCUGCAUUACGCCUUCCAGACAGACUCCAAGCUCCACCUGAUUCUCGAUUACGUGAGCGGAGGGGAGCUGUUCACUCACUUGUACCAACGGGACCAUUUCUCGGAGGAGGAAGUACGGUUUUACAGCGGGGAGAUCAUUUUGGCCAUCGAACACCUCCACAAGCUUGGCAUCAUUUAUCGGGAUGUGAAGCUGGAGAACAUCCUGCUGGACAACGAGGGUCACGUGGUGCUGACCGACUUCGGCCUGAGCAAAGAAUUUGUGACGGAGGAUAAAGAACGGACUUUCUCAUUUUGCGGCACCAUCGAAUACAUGGCCCCCGAGAUAGUACGGAGCAAAAGUGGACAUGGCAAGUCUGUGGACUGGUGGAGUUUAGGAAUCCUGGUAUUUGAGCUUUUGACGGGUGCGUCCCCUUUUACGCUCGAAGGGGAGAAGAACUCGCAGGCGGAGGUCUCCAGACGGAUCCUGAAGUGCAGCCCCCCUUUCCCGUCGCUCAUCGGCCACGACGCUCGCGACCUCCUCCAGAAGCUCCUGUGCAAAGACCCCAAGAAACGCUUGGGAUCCGGCCCGAUGGGGGCCCAGGAGAUUAAAGAGCACCCCUUCUUCAGGUCCUUGGACUGGGGAAUAGCAGCACGCCGGAUCAGGCCGCCGUUUAAACCCCUCAUUCGUCACGAGUUGGACGUGCGAAACUUUGCCGAAGAAUUCACCAGCUUGGAGCCCAUCUACUCUCCGGCGGGCACCCCUCCCAGCCUAGACCGUGUCUUCCAGGGAUACUCCUUCAUUGCCCCGUCAAUCCUCUUCAACCGUAAUGCUGUGACUGCUGACAUACUUGAAGCAGCGUACGACGGAGAGCGUCCCGGAAGGUCUGCGGUGGCCCGCAGUGCCAUGAUGAAGGAUUCUUCGUUCUUCCAAAAAUAUGAGAUGGAUUUGGUGGAGCCCCCACUGGGGGAAGGAAGCUUCUCCGUCUGCCGCCGUUGCCAACAUCGACAAAACGGGACGGAAUAUGCGGUCAAAAUCAUCAGCAAAGCUGCGAUGGAAAGUGGCACCUUUCUCCUCCUUUUCCCGGUGCAGGAUGGAAGUCAAACCCAGCGUGAGGUGGCGGCUCUGCAGAUCUGCGAAACCCACCCGAACAUUGUCAAACUUCACGAUAUUCAUCACGACCAGUAUCACACGUACCUGGUGAUGGAAUUGCUGAGGGGCGGGGAACUCCUGGACCGGAUCAAGAAGAAGCAACACUUCAGCGAAUCGGAAGCCAGCCAGAUCAUGCGCAGCUUGGUUUCCGCUGUCAGCUUCAUGCACGACUCGGGAGUGGUACAUCGGGACCUCAAGCCCGAGAAUAUUCUCUACGCAGACGAGUCGGAGGGCGCCCCCGUGAAGGUGAUCGACUUCGGCUUUGCCCGUCUCUGCCCUCAAAAUUCGCAGCCCAUGCAGACCCCCUGCUUCACCCUCCAGUACGCGGCCCCCGAACUUUUGCAGGACGGAGGCUACGAUGAAUCUUGUGAUCUCUGGAGCCUGGGGGUGAUCUUGUACACCAUCUCUGGCCAGGUCCCUUUCCACAGUAGCCAGGAAGGCAGCGCCAUCAGCCACGCGGCCGACAUCAUGCACAAAAUCAAGGAAGGGCAGUUCUCCCUGGAGAGCGAGGCUUGGAAGAACGUGUCCGAAGAGGCCAAGGAACUGGUUCGAGGUCUCCUGACGGUCGACCCCGCCAAGCGGUUGAAAAUGUCCAACUUACGGUACAACGAGUGGCUCCAAGAUGGCAGCGCCCUCUCGUACACGCUCAUGACACCGGACAUCCUCGAGAGCUCCGGGCCCGCCGUGCGAACGGGCGUCAAUGUGACGUUUAUGGCCUUCAAUAAGGGAAAGCGCGAAGGUUUUUUUCUGAAAAGUGUGGAAAACGCCCCUCUGGCUAAACGGCGCAAGCUGAAGAUGUCCAGCACCGGUGCUGAGGGUCGCCGAAGCAGCAGCUCCUCCUCUUCCUCCUCUUCUUCGGGGUCCUCCUCCCGUCCCCCCAAAGCCAAGAUCCCCACCAUUCGCCACGACCCCCCCUCGUAGCAGCCGGAGGGGGGGGGGGGCGGGAAGGGGGCGAGCACUGAAACGCUGGAUGGGAAAAGGGGUAUUUAUUGUCUAUGUUUGCUGUCUGGGGAGCGUCGGGAGCCCGGCUUCCACUUCCCCAUUUCAAGCCCACCCACCCGCCAUGAUGUGACACUUUCAUUCAGAAAUGGGGCAGGGGGGGGGUUGAUUACCACGAGGACGCAGCCAAGGGAGGUUUUGCUACUCCGAGCUGUUUUUAAUGUGGAGAGCGUCACCAUUUUAUUUCCUACCCAGUCUGGCGCUUUUCUGCAUGCCUGUUUCCCCAGCCCUCCAUUGGGAAUGAAAUUAAGACUGUUGUAGAGACAGGCUGCCAUUUUCCAAACUACCAGCAGAGGGCAGUGGUCCUCUUCGAUGUCCCCACCCCACUGGUGGUGAGCUGCGUUAUUGCAAAUCCAUACCUGGGAUUAUUUUAAG